GGGGAAACUUUAAAUCCUCCCCCACUCUCAGUAAAUGUCACGCGCGCACCAGAGAGCCAAAUGCUUCGAUCAAACCAUAACGGUCUCUCCGCUUUCAAACCCUCUCUCUCUCUCUCUCUGCAACUCUCUCCCAAAAACCCUAAUCACCACUAUAUUGGAUUCUGAUCUAUUCCAAAAAUACUCUGUAAUUUGAUUUGAGAAACUUUGGGCUUGAAUUUCAAGUAUUUAAGGCUCUGGUUCUCACAGAAUCAGAGAGAAUCUGCACUAGUAUAUAUGAGGGUUUUGAAGCUGAUAGAGCGGCGGCGUUUGGCUCCGGUGAAGCGAAACGACGUCGUUGAUGAGAACGAAGGUGUACGGAGCAGGAGCGUCACUCACUCGUAUAAGAAACUAGCUCCGUCGCCAUUGCUCACGCUCUCCGUUCUGAAGCUCGACGGCUCUGUUUUCGAAAUUCAUGUUGGGAGGACAGCGACUGUAGCAGAGCUCAAACAAGCAGUAGAGGUGGUGUUUACUUCUUCUAUUAGCAAGAUUCCAUGGUCACUAGUUUGGGGGCAUUUCUGCUUGUGCCAUGUAGGUAAGAAGCUAACUAAUGACAGAGCGCAUAUUCGGAAUUUUGGGAUCAAGGAUGGUGAUCAAAUUGAAUUCAUUAGGCAUAUGUCCAUCAGCAACAUGCCUUUGGAAAAAGGGUCUAAGAAUGAGACUGUGCCAUACAAACAGCACUUAAUGUUGUCAUAUGGAUCAAGUGGUCAUGAGGAGGAAGUACAGAAUGGUUCAGAGGAUUUUGACAAUAAUGUAAGUCAGGAGGACAACUCUGAGUAUCCCAAUAGAGCUGUGAAGGAAGGUCCUGUGCCUGACUUUAAGUUGCCUCGUUUCUGGAAAGGGUGGCUCUCCUACUCCAAGGUUGUCGAAGGUUUUAAGAGAGGGCAGGAAUUAUUGAUUGAGAUGCCUGAAUUCCUCAGGAAGCGGAUCUAGGAUGAUGCAUCGAAGGGUACUUAGCCACAGCCACAGCAGUAGAAUCCAUUUCAAAUUCAAGUAUGACCUGUUUGAGCUAGAUUUCCUAGGCAUAUAUAUUGUAUGAAGUUAUUCUGUCGCAGAUUAAUGCCUUUGAUGCUCCCUUGGUCCUACACCUAUUUUCUGCAUCUAGGCAAAAAAGUGAAAAAAAAAAUGAGGCUGUAUCUAAAUGAUGCUUGUGUAAGUACUAACUUACUAAUUCUAAUUCCAAUAUUCUCCUAAAACAGAUCUUGUAAGUAAGGAUUUUU
Molecule: messenger RNA, 1256 nt
Organism: Rosa chinensis
Lineage: Eukaryota; Viridiplantae; Streptophyta; Magnoliopsida; Rosales; Rosaceae
Exons: 5
Coding region: 274-969 (231 amino acids)
Biological process (GO): mRNA splicing, via spliceosome
Cellular component (GO): U12-type spliceosomal complex
Molecular function (GO): protein binding
Source: RefSeq, a predicted model, not a curated record